Messenger RNA from Dermacentor silvarum, 843 nucleotides. Its product is annotated as E3 ubiquitin-protein ligase SHPRH-like. Gene Ontology annotation, molecular function: ubiquitin protein ligase activity. The record is from RefSeq and is a predicted model, not a curated record. Bases 548 to 835 code for a protein of 95 amino acids. Gene Ontology annotation, cellular component: nucleus. Lineage: Eukaryota; Metazoa; Arthropoda; Arachnida; Ixodida; Ixodidae. Gene Ontology annotation, biological process: protein polyubiquitination; DNA damage response. The transcript is spliced from 2 exons.
AGUUAUUGCAUACUAUCGCAAAUGGAGGCUGGCCACCUUGUUCUAAAUCAGCCACCGUCCAUGAUGACUGCCAGGCUUGACAGGACACUUUACGUCUGAUACACAAGCCUGCUUGGUUAUAAUUUAAAUACUAGUACAUUUCAGUGAUGAUGGUUGCCCUGUGCACACUACUAUGCGAGCUGGAAAAAAAAAAAAGAGAGCGAGAAAUGCAUUGGAAUGAAAGAAAGACGUUGAUAAGUGAACGAAUUUCAGAGCUCCGCAACCACUGCGCAAAACUGCAACAAAGCAGUGCCAUCCUUAUUUGGCUCAGCCGUAGUGACAACUUCUGAGCAUGCAUUGCUGCUUUUGAAUUUUUUGUUUUUUCCUCUGACUUCUGGCUGUGAGAAGUGCACAGACAAAAAGGAACUCAAUUUUGCUGUGUUUAAGGACAAAAGCUGGAACUAGGGAAGCCCAGAUAGCAGAAUGGCACCAUCUAACAUCACUGUACGAGAGCAAUUUGUUCUGUUUUCAGAAUAAUUUAGCACUAUUCAGACACGACCCAUCAAUCAUGGUGCUGCUGCUUCCGCUUUCAUUGGGAGCCAAAGGCCUCAACCUGACGGAAGCCACACAUGUGCUCCUCGUCGAACCCAUUCUCAACCUUGGGGAGGAGCUGCAAGCCAUAGGCCGGGUUCAUCGUAUUGGGCAAACACGGAAGACUUACAUUCAUCGCUUCAUGGUGAAGAAUACUAUAGAGGAACGCAUCGUCGACUUCUUAAAAUCAUCACAGACGUCUCGGAGCUGCUUAGAGGACCAUGCGAAGAUGACCAUCGACGACCUAAAGAAUCUGUUUAAGUGAACGCAAUG